GACACACUUGGAUGGAGGCAAUUAAAAUGCCUGUCAGGCAUUUGGUACCAGGAGCCCCUAUGGCAAAUCAGUAGAUCGGAAGCCAGGGCUGCGUCCUAUCGUCAGUGAGUGAUGGCGGAGCCCAGUGGCUUGUCAUCAUUCUCGAAAAUUCUGAGGGUAGUGAGCUCUCUCUCCCUCUCCCACUCGCCUUAUUUUCCUUUUCGCCACUGCGGGGACUUCUUCUAAUUUGCAGCCUCCUUUUCCCCCCGACACACACAGACAGAGCUGGUGGCUUGCAGACUGCGUCUGUCUGGAGCUAGCAAGCCGGAGAGCCAGCCUGCAGACCAGGCUGCUGGAGGGGGAACUGGGCGGCUCUCAAAGGCUGGACAGCCAGGAUUGCUGCAUCUGCGCUGGUAACGAUUCUUCGGCUUAUCUCUGAGGAAGCAUUGAUUGGAAACUACUCAUUCAGAAAAUUAAAAAGAAAGAAGCCAGAAUACAUUACCAACCCUUUGAGAACUCAACAUAAGGCACUUCACGAUUUUACUACUUCCUUAGAAACUGCACAGCUUUGAAGAAUGGCAGAUGAACGGAAAGACGAGGCCAAGGCACCGCACUGGACCUCAGCUCAGUUAGCAGACGCAUCUGCACACCCACAUCCACCAGAAAUCAAGGACCAGGCUGGGGCCGGGGAAGGACUUGUCCGCAGCGCCAAUGGAUUCCCAUACAGAGAGGAUGAGGAGGCUGCCUACGGAGACCACGGGGCCCAGGGCCCCUAUUCAGAUACCAAAGAGAACGGGAUCAACGGAGAGCUGACCUCAGCUGACAGAGAAACAGCAGAGGAGGUGUCUGCGCGGAUAGUUCAAGUAGUCACAGCCGAGGCUGUCGCUGUCCUGAAAGGCGAACAGGAGAAAGAAGCUCAGCACAAAGACCAACCCACAGGGCUGCCUUUAGCAGCUGAAGAGACAGCUAACCUGCCUCCCUCUCCACCCCCCUCGCCAGCCUCAGAACUGACUGUCCCCUUGGAGGAAGAAGAAGAAACCCUAGAGGGUCCGAUGGCUGAGGAAGAGAAACCUGCUGCUCUUCCUGGGAAACAGUGUGGGGCUGCUAAGUCCUCAGACCAAGCCAAGGGGCCCAGUGAGGGCCAAGUGGAGGCUAGCCCCGAGGCACAGAUAGUUCCAGAAGAGAGUGCGCCCCCUGGGGCUCUGCAUGAGGAAAGUGUAAAAGAGGUCACAGAGUUGUCUCCGGAAGUAAAAACCCCUUCCUCUUCCAAGGAAGAUUUGCUUACAGCCUCGAAGAUGGAGCUCCAUGAUCAGCAGGAAUUGACUCCCUCAGCAGCUGAGCCCUUAGAAAAGAAAGAGAAGGAGUCAAAGCUGGAAAGUGAGCCUGGUGAAGACCUUAAACAUGCUGCCUUAGUUCCUCAGCCUGACGCAACUCAAACUUCCCCCAAAAGUAAGGGCACACAAGGUGCAGAAGCAGAAAAGGCACCUUCCUCUCUGUUUGGGCAGCCUGUUGGUGCCACCCUCGAAGACAUGAAACCGAAGGCAGAACCAAGCUUCAUAGUGCCUGGCAUUGGCCUCCCUGCCCAGCCUCCAGCCUCCAAAGAGCAAAAAGACUGGUUCAUUGAAAUGCCAGUGGAGACAAAGAAAGACGAGUGGGGGUUAGCUGCUCCCGUGUCUCCUGGCCCCUUGACACCCAUGAGGGAGAAAGAUGUGCUGGAGGAUGUCCCCAGGUGGGAAGGGAAGCAGUUUGAUUCUCCCAUGCCAAGUCCCUUUCAAGCUGGAUGUUUCACUCUUCCCGUAGAUAUCAUGAAGAAUGAAAUCAUCGCAGAAGCAUCACCCUUUGACCCUUUGUCAUUGCAACCAGAUGACAAGCAUACACCACAAGAAAUCGGCCCAGUGACUGCCAAAGAUAGUGCUAAAGUUGAAGACACACAAAAAGCUAAACCUGAUAAAGUGGCAGAAGCAGCAGCCUCAGAGGCAAUCACCUUACCCACGGAUGCUCACGUUCCGGUUGUAGAAGAAUCUGUCACUGAGAAAGGUUUAGGGGAAGAAACAGGGGUCACACCUCAAGAGAAAACAGAGAUCUCCACCCUCAGUGGACAGGAACCUGCACUUGCCGGAAGGGAACUUCAGCCAAAGCUUGAAGAAAAGACAUCUAUUUCUGACAAAGAAGCUGUGCCAAAAGAACAUGAACCCUCAAAAUUGAGAGAUGAAGAAACGGGCAUCAUCCAGACUGCCACUGAGCACACUUUCUUGCAAGAAGAACCUAAAAGCCAAGAGCAUGCUACAGAUAUGUUAAAACAGGACUCCUUCCCUGCGAGUUUGGAACAAGCAAUGACAGAUCCAACCAUGAUCUCGAACACCCUGGAAAAAGUCUCCAUUGAGCCAGCUGCACUCCAUGAAAAGAGUACAUUGCAGGAACUUUUUCAGGAGAAAGUUGCCGAUAAAGACAGCAAGGUGGAAGGAGUUGGAGCUGCACAAUCAACAGAAAUUGACAUGCCGUUUUAUGAAGAUAAGUCAGGAAUGUCUAAGUACUUCGAAACAUCUGCCUUGAAGGAAGAAGUGACCAAAAGCAUUCAGCUGGCCAGUGACUACUAUGAACUGAGUGACACAAGAGAAAGUGCCCCAGAGUCUGUUGAAAGCAUAUCUACCAUGCGUGAAGAUGGUGACAAGGGUUCUCAAGCAGAGAAAGAGCCCCAGCCCAGUGCCCCAGCACAGGAAGCUGGGUACAGCACUCUUGCACAGAGUUACCCAGCUGAGGUACCUGAGGAACCCAGUUCUCCUCAAGAAAGGAUGUUCACCAUUGAUCCAAAAGUGUAUGGGGAGAAAAGAGACCUGCACAGUAAGAAUAAGGAUGACCUGACACUCAGUAGAAGUUUAGGACUCGGUGGGAGGUCCGCGAUAGAACAAAGAAGCAUGUCCAUCAACUUGCCCAUGUCUUGCUUGGAUUCCAUAGCUCUGGGAUUUAACUUUGGCCGUGGUCAUGACCUCUCUCCUCUGGCUUCUGAUAUUCUCACCAACACGAGUGGAAGUAUGGAUGAAGGCGACGAUUAUCUUCCUGCCACUACUCCUGCAGUGGAGAAAGCCCCUUGCUUCCCAAUAGAAAGCAAAGAGGAAGAAGAAAAACUAGAGGAAGAAAAAACUACCGGAGGGGAAAAUACCCAAGUGGAGGCACCCUGUGAGUCGCCCUUUGUGGCCAAAGAUUAUUAUAAAAAUGGCACUGUCAUGGCCCCCGACUUGCCUGAAAUGCUGGAUCUGGCCGGCACCAGGUCAAGGUUAGCUUCCGUGAGUGCAGAUGCUGAAGCUGCCAGAAGGAAAUCUGUCCCCUCAGAGACAGUGAUUGAGGAGAGCAGCACUGGCCUGCCCCCUGUGACCGAUGAGAACCAUGUCAUUGUGAAAACAGACAGUCAGCUAGAAGACCUAGGCUACUGUGUGUUCAACAAAUACACAGUCCCGCUUCCGUCACCUGUUCAAGACAGCGAGAAUCUGUCGGGAGACAGUGGUUCCUUUUACGAGGGAACUGAUGACAAAGUUCGAAGGGAUUUGGCAACAGACCUGUCAUUGAUUGAAGUAAAGCUGGCAGCAGCUGGGAGAGUCAAAGAUGAGUUCGGUGCCGAGAAAGAAACAUCCCCUACCUCUGGUCUUCUCAGGGAGUUUGACCAGGAGAGGAAAGGAAAUGAUAAGCUGGAUACUGUCCUAGAAAAAAGCGAGGAACAUGCCGAUGCCAAAGAGCACGCCAAGGAGGCCCAGGAGGCUGGUGCCACAGUGGACAUGUUUGGGUUAGGAGUGACACACACAGAACCUUCGGCCAAAGAGCUGACAGCAUCCAAAGACGCAGCGUCUGAGAAAGCAGAGAAAGGACUUAGUUCGGUGCCAGAGGUCGCUGAGGUGGAACCAUCCAAAAAAACUGAACACGAACUGGAUUUUGCUGCAACUAAAGCUGAUGAGGCUCCAUUAGAUGUUAAAAUCAGUGAUUUGGGGCCAAUAAUGGCAAGGCUGGAUGUGGAUGCCAGAGAGAUAGCGGAGCUUACCCUGGAGGUUCAGCAGGAACAGGUGCCCCCAUCUGAAGCGCCCCGGGAGGCAGAUGUGUUCCUGGGGGUCGAGGCUGGCCACCUGAAGGACGGCGCCAGAGUCAGUGAGACGGAAGUCAAAGAGAAGGUGGCCAAGCCCGACCUGGUACACCAGGAGGCUGUAGACAAAGAGGAAUCCUACGAGUCUAGUGGUGAGCACGAGAGCCUCACCAUGGAGUCCUUGAAACCUGAUGAGGGCAAGAAGGAAACGUCCCCUGAAUCAUCCCUAAUCCAAGAUGAAAUCGCCCUUAAAGUGUCUGUGGAGGUCCCUUGCCCACCUGCUGUCUCGGAGGCCGACUUAGCCGCCCAAGAGCCGGCUGAUGUCCAGAUGGAAUCUAUUCCAACCUUGCCAAAAGAAGACAGCAGAGAGACCCCAGACAUCGCCGUCACAGCCUCCGACGUGCCCGAGCCACAGCCUGAAGCGGCCAUGGCCCAACCUGCAGAAGUCCAGAGCGAGGAAGAGGAGAUAGAAGCCCGGGGAGAGUAUGAUAAACUGCUCUUCCGCUCGGACACCCUGCAGAUCACCGACCUGGGCGCCCCCAGCAGCAGGGAAAACGUGCUGGAGACCUGCCCCGGUGAACGCAAAGGAGGCAUUGAGUCUGUGGUGACCAUAGAGGACGACUUCAUCACCGUGGUGCAGACCACAACCGAUGAAGGGGAAUCGGGGUCCCACAGCGUGCGCUUUGCAGCCCUGGAGCAGCCCGAGAUGGAAAGGAGGCCCUCCCCGCAGGAGGAGGAAGAGCUGGAAGAGGAGGUGGCAGCCGAAGCCCAGGCAGAACCUAAGGACGGCUCCCCAGAAGCCCCGGCCUCCCCCGAGAGAGAAGCCGCGCUCUCGGAAUAUAAGACAGAGACCUACGACGAUUACAAAGACGAGACCACGAUUGACGACUCCGUCAUGGAUGCAGACAGUCUCUGGGUGGACACUCAAGAUGAUGAUAGAAGCAUCAUGACAGAGCAGUUAGAAACUAUUCCUAAAGAGGAGAAAGCUGACAAGGAAGCUCGGAGACCAUCUCUUGAGAAACAUAGAAAAGAAAAGCCUUUUAAAACCGGGAGAGGCAGAAUUUCCACUCCUGAAAGAAAAAUAGCUAAAAAGGAACCUAGCACGGUCUCCAGGGAUGAAGUGAGAAGGAAAAAAGCAGUUUAUAAGAAGGCUGAACUUGCUAAAAAAACAGAAGUUCAGGCCCACUCUCCCUCCAGGAAAUUCAUUUUAAAACCUGCUAUCAAAUACACUAGACCAACUCAUCUCUCCUGUGUUAAGCGGAAAACCACAGCAACAGGUGGUGAAUCAACUCAGGCUCCCAGUGUAUUUAAACAGGCAAAGGACAAAGUUUCUCAUCCUACCUUGUCAAAGAUUCCUGCUUUGCAGGGUAGCACAAAGCCUCCACGCUUCAGCACAGCCUACUCUAGCACGGCUGAAAGGGGUACCUUUUCUGACAGUUUUUUAACACAGCCCAACUCAGCGGGCUCCACAGAGCGUUUCCCAAACUCAAAAUCAGGGAACAAGGAUGGCAUGACCAAGAGCCCAGAAAAGCGCUCUGCCCUCCCGAGGCCGUCCUCCAUCCUCCCUCCUCGCCGAGGCGUGUCAGGCGACAGAGACGAAAAUCCCUUCUCCCUCAACAGCUCCAUCUCCUCCUCAGCGCGACGGACCACCAGGUCAGAGCCAAUUCGCAGGGCAGGAAAAAGUGGCACCUCAACACCUACUACCCCUGGAUCGACUGCCAUCACACCCGGCACCCCUCCAAGUUAUUCUUCACGCACCCCAGGCACUCCAGGAACCCCCAGCUUCCCCAGGACCCCUCACACGCCAGGAACCCCCAAGUCUGCCAUCCUGGUGCCCAGCGAGAAGAAGGUCGCCAUCAUCCGUACUCCUCCCAAAUCCCCCGCUACUCCCAAGCAGCUCCGGCUUAUUAACCAGCCACUGCCAGACCUGAAGAACGUCAAAUCCAAAAUCGGGUCCACAGACAACAUUAAAUACCAGCCUAAAGGGGGACAGGUUAGGAUUUUAAACAAGAAGACCGAUUUUAGCAAAGUGCAGUCAAGAUGUGGUUCCAAGGAUAACAUCAAACAUUCUGCUGGGGGCGGAAAUGUACAGAUUGUUACCAAGAAGAUAGACGUAAGCCAUGUGACAUCCAAAUGUGGCUCUCUGAAGAAUAUUCGCCACAGGCCAGGUGGCGGGCGAGUGAAAAUCGAGAGUGUAAAACUGGAUUUCAAAGAAAAAGCCCAGGCUAAAGUGGGUUCACUGGACAACGCUCACCACGUACCAGGAGGGGGUAAUGUCAAGAUCGACAGCCAGAAGCUGAACUUCAGGGAGCACGCGAAGGCCCGCGUGGACCACGGGGCCGAGAUCAUCACGCAGUCCCCAGGCAGGUCCAGCGUGGCAUCUCCCCGGCGACUCAGCAACGUCUCCUCCUCCGGAAGCAUCAACCUGCUGGAAUCCCCCCAGCUCGCCACGCUGGCCGAGGACGUCACUGCUGCCCUGGCCAAGCAAGGCUUAUGAAGCCUCGUUUGGGUCGGAGGCAUCGUGCCCAGGCGCGAGCUCUGGGCAGGAGUGACCUCUGAGCAGGGGUUCCAGGCAUUCUUUACAAGCCCUAUGAUAAAUGAUCUCAUCCCUAAACUCUAGUCAUUGUUACAAUUUUAUAUAAAAAAUGAAUAGUAUAUGCAGAAAUCGACUUCCAGUUGCAACAGAAACACCCUGGCUUUACAUGGGUACAAUUGGACAGUUAUUUUCGCUCUGCUCUGUUUUGCAUGGAGUAUUAUUAUUAUUAUUUUUAAAAGAUGCAUUUUUACCUUUCAUGUGCCUGAAGGCUACCCAUCUACGUUCCGAAAGGCCUUGUUAAAAUCCAAGCUGCUCAUUUCACCGUUCUGUUUCUGAGUGAAGAAGUAAAAACUGCCCGUCGUAACUUAUUACAGGUUAAAAUUCAGGCAUCUGAUUGCAGGAAGGGAAGAGCAUGGAAGAAAUGUUUUUUUUUUUUUAAAGCAUUAUUUUGUAUAAAUGGGAAGAAAGAGUCAGUUAAGUUAUUAACAUUUGGGACCUGGAUAAUUAUAUCAGAGUAUCAAUCCAAUAAAUUAUUUAACUAAAAAUGUUACAAAGCAUUCGCUGUGGCUGAGGAAGCGAUGUAAAAGUGUGUCUCCUAGGAACGAUGCACUUUGAUUAGGAUGGAUUCAUGUCUGAUUAGAAUGUCAGUCGAUCAGCUAGAUUUAUGUCCACACGACCAGUUCCACACCCCCUCUCCAUCUGUUUGAUACAGUAUUAUAGAUAUAAAUAUAUAUAUAUAUAUUUCUCUGUGGCCAUUUGUGAUACUUCCUCAUAUACUUGAAUAUUAUACUUCUUUAUUCACAGUAUCUGUGUCUCCUGCACCCUUUGGUGUUGCAGUUUUAGGUAUGUGAAAGUAGAUGUUAGCAGGGUUCUCUCCCUAUUGAAAAAACAUGUUAAAAAAGACAAAAAGAUUUAGCAUGAAGUUGCUUUCUGUAACAACUCAAAACUGUAACCCUGUUUUAGUGCCAGAUACAAGUCUCUCCCGUGAUGCUAGAAAAAAAUAUUUUUCUUUGCUUUCACCAACACGGCGUUUAUGGGGGUGGGUCCAGUUAUACAUAAAAGGGUUUACAGAUUGUUGGUUUAAGAUUAUGGAUUUAUCUCAUUUUAAUCACAGAAUAGUUUUGGUUUUAUUCCCACACUCAUUCAUGCGACAAACCUCUUAAGACUUUUUCUUUCUUUCUUUCUUUUUUUCUUCAUUUGCUAAAGUUGAAAAUAAGCAUGGUGAUUUGGGACAUGUUUUCCCAUUCUUCCAAGUGAUAGCUGUGUAUUAAAUUUUCUAAUAGAAAGUGUUUGGCCUCCUAACCCAAAGCAAAGAUCACUCAAUCAAAAAGGAGAAAUACAGUAUUUUGAAAAACUAUCACCAUAAAAUAUUUGAGACACAGAUAUCUAAAUGAAUUUUUUUCUCUAGGACUUUGAUACUGCACUCUGUAAAGGUACUUGGUGUGACUUAUUUAUUUAUCAGUAGAUAAUAUUGUUCUAACAUAAUUUACACUCUGGAAAUCACAAGUCAAUCAGGUAAUUCCACUUGCAAAUCAUUCAUCUUAGAUUGCAACAAUCAAUGGUCUGAACAGGGCAGAGUUACCAAACUGGAUGGAUGCUUUUUAGCAUCUCAUCUGUUCUUUCUCUUGCUCAGGGCUUCUAGAUUGGAUCUAAACAGUGAAAGACAUGGUCUCUUGGAUCUUUGGUCCCUGUGAGACAAACUAGUUCCUGAAUAUAAAGGAUGAGACGUAAGCAUAGAACAGAAAACAAAUAGAGAAAUAUCUAAGACUCAAAGCCAAGGAAUGCAAAGAUAGAAGACAAGGUUCCACUUUGAUGAGCCAUUGGAUACAGCAAGAAUGUGAUUGCCACAAGAAAACCCUAGGAACGAAAUUCUCCAUUCUUUCUCAGCUAGGAGGUUUAAACAGGCAAAUAUGUCUUGGGCCAUUUCUAAAUAGGUUAUUUUUGUAAAAAUUUUAGCAACUACUGAGAAUUAGGGAUAUGACACUUUGAGCCUAGUAAAUGCUGUGAGACUUGAUUUGAUCGAUUUUGGCUAUCUGUUCAUCACCUUCCCUAGAACUACACCAGGAAAUAGGAGAAAGAAUAGUUGUAUGGAGAGUUAGGUAUUUUCUUACAUGUUUUGAUAGUGUUAGAUAGUGAUUGACAUUCUCUAGAAAAGCUUUGACCUGUGGGAAAAAAGUGUGUUUUCAACUUGGCUUGACUUUUCUUUUUUAUAAAAGUGAAGACUAAGUAAACAUGUCUACCUAUUAAAAUUCAGUAUUUCCAAAUACACAUCCAAAAUAAAAAGUUAUAUAAGGCACUAGCUUAAUAGAUUUGGCAUUAAAGUAAGUGUUUAUUCCUAAUCACAACCAAAUGAUAAUGACUAAGUACCCUUGUUUUGCAUAAAAAUGUUAUUGUUUAUACAAUUAAUAAAAAUGGAACUGAAUGUUUGCAUUAGUAAAGCAAGAGAAACACAGGCUAAAAUGUCUUUUUGUGGGGAUAUGAGGCAGAUCCCAUCUUACCUUUACUCUCAAGCUAACGACUUAAAUUAAGCUUUUUGAGCACCACUUUCGUGGGGACACACAUACGCUGAUCUAGAAAUGAAAGCUUCUUAGUUCCAUUUCUAGAUCUACUAAUGCCAGUUUCUCUCUGGCUUUAGCCUUUGAGAACCUGUUUAAGCAUACAUAAGUAAUCCAGAGCUGUGAAGAGUUAAAAGGCCAACUUCUCCAAUGAACUCACUCUCUCCGGGUCACCUGCAGCUUACAAUUGGAUACCGCGCAACAGUGCAGGGAAGAUCCGAGAUCCUGAUGAGUUUCAAAGGCCAGGUUCAUUGAGGAAGCAAUGAACCAGCUCGCUCUGGAUUCACCUGCUGAGUUCCAGCAGGGUGAUGGGCUGAAGCCCCCACCCAUAAGCAAGACACCUGUGUAGCGCUUGGUAGGUUUGGCUGCAAGGAGGCUAGCAUUAGGGUGCCAUUACACAGUGGAAUACGCUCAUCCAGCAACACUGCAGGAGUGGGAUCAUCAACCAAGCUGUGACAUCCUGUCAGUACUGUCAGUAAGAAAGAACCUGACUGGGGUUGAUUAUGCCACAGCUACAAUUACUGUUUUUCUCCUAUUUUUUUUUUUUUAGGCCACAAAAAGGAAAAUAAAUAAUUCAUAGUCUAAGCAGUGAAGAUAAAAUAGGUUCAUAGUUUAGGAAAGCAAAUGCCAGGCAUUCCUGCUAAGGUUGAUGUGUUAAAAUCAGCACAGAUGUUCAUUUUUGGUUUUUUGGAUUUGUGCGCUUUUUUUGUAACAUCUAGAAUUUUUAGCCUUGGUGUGUAGGUUGAGGCCAAGUCCCUCUGCAAGAUAAAAGAUGAUUUUCAAACUCGAAACAAUGUCAAUCAUAAAAGUCCACUUCAACUUUAGCAAAAAGAAAAAAAAAUCAACAAAAAUGUUUACUCUGUAUGCUGGGAUUCCAGGGUUCCAACAAGCCACUAUAAAUCUGUGGGGGGUUUCUUUCUUCUGAUAAUUCUAGAGCCUGUUACCAUAGAAAGGCAUUUCUUCGAUGGCUGGUUGUAGUUAGUUCAUGUUUUUCAAUCAAAUUUGCAAAUGUAUUUGUUGCUGUAUAGUGAUUGUUUUGCAAAAUAAAAUUGCUUGUCACCUCA
Messenger RNA from Cavia porcellus (domestic guinea pig), 10203 nucleotides. RefSeq names its product microtubule associated protein 2 (gene Map2). Gene Ontology annotation, biological process: neuron projection development; microtubule cytoskeleton organization. The transcript is spliced from 18 exons. Gene Ontology annotation, molecular function: microtubule binding. Lineage: Eukaryota; Metazoa; Chordata; Mammalia; Rodentia; Caviidae. The record is from RefSeq and is a predicted model, not a curated record. Bases 555 to 6545 code for a protein of 1996 amino acids. Gene Ontology annotation, cellular component: neuron projection.